Molecule: messenger RNA, 376 nt
Organism: Aspergillus steynii IBT 23096
Lineage: Eukaryota; Fungi; Ascomycota; Eurotiomycetes; Eurotiales; Aspergillaceae
Exons: 1
Coding region: 161-331 (56 amino acids)
Source: RefSeq, a predicted model, not a curated record
CCUACUCCGUACGGGGGAGAUUUGAACGUCGAUUAGCAUUUGCCCGCGCAGAAGUUGUUUGGUUAGUGUUCCAGAGUUGCGAUUAAGGGCGUACCCACUCGCAUGCCACAUGGAUGCAUGGUCGGCAGCAAGGAGGUAGGUCAUCACAUGGGCCACCCUCAUGGCCAACUACUCGCUAUCAAGGCCGUUCAUUCCUCCUGGAUCUGGCUGGAUCCUGCUGGGUCCUGCUAAAGGGAGACGGCAUUUCGCUUUGUUACACUCGCCCGAACCCAUAACAACGGCUAGGUCCAGGAUGCUCGGUCCUGUACAACUCCGAGUCCAAACGGCGUAGAGCCGCGGGUCUAGAUUCCGGUGUUAUGGCCCCUGCUGGUUCGAU